GCGGCUCAGAGGCCAGAGAGCUGCGGGGAUACCGUCCGGAGCUCCGUGCCACCGGCUGACAGCACCCUGCCGGGAUGAAUGACAGGAAUGUAGCCACCACACCGACAGAUUUGGAACAAAAUGAGCUGUGUGCAGACGAAACGGUGAAACUCGUCUCUUCAUUGUUGGUGUUUCCAAACCCUCUGUGCAGCCUAACAAGCCUUCAGCCAUGAUGGCCAAGUCAGCUCUCCUGAAGGUGAUCCUUCUCGGUGACGGCGGCGUGGGUAAGUCAUCGCUCAUGAACCGCUACGUCACCAACAAGUUCGACUCGCACCUCUUCCAUACCAUCGGCGUAGAGUUCCUAAACAAGGAGCUGGAGGUGGACGGCCACAGCGUCACGCUGCAGAUCUGGGACACAGCAGGUCAGGAACGCUUCCGCAGCCUGCGCACGCCUUUCUACCGUGGCUCUGACUGCUGCCUGCUCACCUUCAGCGUGGACGACGGACAGAGCUUCCGCAACCUGGCCAACUGGAAGAAGGAGUUCACCUACUAUGCUGAUGUCAAGGACCCAGACAACUUCCCCUUUGUGGUGCUGGGCAACAAACUGGAUGUUCCUGAGCGGCAGGUGUCAGGGGAGGACGCACGGCAGUGGUGCCGCGAGAAUGGUGGACACCCGUACUUUGAGACAAGUGCCAAGGAUGCUACUAAUGUAGCAUCAGCCUUCGAGGAGGCCGUACGCCGGAUUCUGGCAUUGGAUGACAGAGCUGACCACCUCAUCCACACCAACACAGUGGACUUACAGAGGAAGACUCACUCUGAACCCAACUGCUGCUGAGUGGAGAGUGUGGGCCAGCAGGAGCUCAUGUGAUGCAGCUGCAGUUGAAUCAUGAAUCACACUGUAUGCCUGUAUGUGGUGUGUGACUCUGUAGAAAGAGGAACUGGUGUCUGAUCAGCAGCUACAUGAUGCCCUUAGUUAGACUUUUGACCAGGAUCAGCGUUUGUUAAUCAGUCUUGAUAUUUUUAGACCAAAACUGAAAAUAUUUAGUGCCAAUGUUCAGCUUUUACACCACACAAGGGAGAAAAAACUCUAUUUUUAAUUUCAAAAAUCUGAUGACUUUGCAGGUUCACUUCAGUUAUAUCUGACAUUGACAUACUUGGCUGAAAAUGGCAUGAAAACUACACCAGCUUUAAAGUAGCUGCAGCUCUCUUAUCACAGAGCAUGUCAGACUGUGUUUUGAAAGGUGUAAAACCAGUUUUGACGUCACAGAUGGAGAUGUGGUUGCAAGUUUUCAACCACAAAAAGAGAAGUCCUGAGAUUAGUUUUUUCUGCUUAUAGAAUCAGAUUCAUGACUCAUAUUGAACUACAGUACAGAAAAAAAUGCUAUUCACUCUGCAGAAACUGUACAGCCAUGUUUACAGCUUAAAUAUUUUGAUUCUGUGCUGAUUGUCCUUAAACUGCACAUGAGUUUAACAACUUGCAGUCUUUUAAUACAUAAACAGCAUUUAGACAACAACUACAUGUAAGUUAUUAAUGUUUUUCUGGUGCUGGUAACAUGUUUUUUUGUUUUUUUAAAUAAAACUGGCCAAAGUUUGUCUGCUCUUUUAAGUUGAGGUAUAUAAAAUGUUGAUUUUCCAUCUAUAACUCAAACUCUUCAUGUGCACUCUAUAUGAAAGUACCACAAUUAUGAACCAUUAAAUUCAGCCACUACAUAGGUAGUAAAUGAAUGAAUGAGAGUAUCUGCUGUGUUACAGAUUACCCAUUAUUUCCAUCAACUUCAUUUAAUAAUUAAACUUUUAUUGAGAUAGAUUUUUUAAAAUCCUAUUCUGUUAUGUUAUUUAGAGUUACCCUGAGGAAAAAAAGUGCAAUUAGUGUUUUAAUUAAUUAGAUGAGAAGCAGUUGAUAUUGUUUUCCCUGUAUUUAGGUAUAUUUCUAUCACUACUCCUUUACUCACUAUGAAAAAUAGAGAACAGAUGAACUUGCAGUUGCUGAUGUAAAUGUCAAAUGACUAAUAAAAUCCCAUUGUGGGCUUUCCAACAUUUUUAACUGGAAAUAAAACAGUGGUUGACA
Scomber japonicus (chub mackerel) is the source of this 2047-nucleotide messenger RNA. Its product is annotated as ras-related protein Rab-9A-like. Bases 209 to 814 code for a protein of 201 amino acids. The transcript has 3 exons. NCBI's taxonomy places the organism in Eukaryota, Metazoa, Chordata, Actinopteri, Scombriformes, Scombridae. Gene Ontology annotation, cellular component: lysosome; late endosome; phagocytic vesicle. The record is from RefSeq and is a predicted model, not a curated record. Gene Ontology annotation, molecular function: GTPase activity; GTP binding. Gene Ontology annotation, biological process: retrograde transport, endosome to Golgi; Rab protein signal transduction.